This is a messenger RNA of Zophobas morio, 3942 nucleotides long. RefSeq names its product protein kinase C-like. The coding region runs from base 214 to 2346 and encodes 710 amino acids. Gene Ontology annotation, cellular component: nucleus; cytoplasm. The transcript is spliced from 10 exons. Lineage: Eukaryota; Metazoa; Arthropoda; Insecta; Coleoptera; Tenebrionidae. Gene Ontology annotation, biological process: protein phosphorylation. Gene Ontology annotation, molecular function: diacylglycerol-dependent serine/threonine kinase activity; ATP binding. The record is from RefSeq and is a predicted model, not a curated record.
CGCGCUCGCCAUCGAUUCCGGGAGAGGUGGGUAGAGGUCGGUCGCGAAUCGGGAGCGGGAGCGGCGCCGCCGUCGCUCGUCGUCCAUGGCUGGUGCUGUCAAGAAGUGGUGUUUGUAUCGUUGCGCGUCCGACGUCCGCGGGCGGCGGUGUUGAUGUGGCUCGCGCCCCGUUCCUCCUAAGUGCAUCGGCGGCGGCGUGCGAGGUGCGUCCCAAUGUUCACGGGGACCGUCCGCAUCAAAAUAUGCGAGGCUCAGGGCUUGCGGCCGACGGACUGCUCGAAGCGCCACAACAUGACGUUCGGCAAGGCGGCCGACGACCAGCUGAUGGACCCCUACGUUACCAUCGACGUGGACGACAUCCAUGUGGCCCAGAGCACCACCCGCCAGAAGACGCUCGAUCCCGUCUGGAACGAGUACUUCGAGCAGGCCGUCGAGAACGCCAAGACGCUCACGCUGACCGUCUUUCACGACGCCGCGAUCCCUCCGGACGUCUUCGUCGCCAACUGCAGCAUACCCUUCGAAGACCUCCUCAACCGGGACAAGGACGAGGCCGACUUCUGGGUAAAUUUAGAACCUAAAGGCCGUCUUCACCUUAGAAUAGACUUGAAGUUGACAACGAAAGAUUAUCAUGGAGCUAAGCCUCGCGAGUUCAAGGAACGCCAAGGAUUCAACAGAAGACGCGGCGCCAUGCGGCGGAGGGUCCAUCAGGUUAAUGGCCAUAAAUUCAUGGCAACUUUUCUCCGUCAGCCUACCUUCUGUUCGCACUGUCGAGAUUUUAUUUGGGGUUUGGGCAAGCAAGGCUAUCAGUGUCAAGUUUGCACCUGCGUUGUUCAUAAGCGAUGCCAUCUCUUAGUUGUUACAAAAUGUCCAGGAAUGAAAGAUGAGUCUAGUCAACAAAGUACAAGAUUUAAUGUGAACGUGCCGCAUCGUUUUGUAGUCCACAAUUACAAAAGGUUCACAUUUUGUGAUCACUGUGGUUCGUUAUUGUACGGUUUAAUCCGUCAAGGACUCCAAUGUGAAGUUUGUUCCUUAAACGUGCACAAACGCUGCCAGAAAAAUGUAGCGAAUAACUGUGGUAUCAAUACAAAACAAAUGGCUGAAAUUCUUUCCGAAAUAGGUGUUUCUCCCGAUAAGCAGCCGCUCAGGAAAAAUAGAUACAUGUCAGGUUCAGGAGCCAACGGCGCCAAUUUCGAAGGCCAAUCUGAAAAUCAAGCCCCAGAAAACGAAUUAGAAGGUGCAGAUGAACGGUUAACUAAAAUGAUGGAGGAGAAGUUGUCCAAUAACGGUGGUGAUUCUGCCGAACGCAAGAAUAAAUCAAAGAUAGGCCUUGAAGACUUCCACUUCAUUAAAGUAUUAGGGAAAGGUAGUUUCGGCAAAGUGAUGUUAGCCGAGAAGAAAGACACCGAAGAAGUAUACGCUGUGAAGGUGUUAAAGAAGGACGUAAUAAUCCAGGACGACGACGUCGACUGCACAAUGACGGAGAAACGCAUCUUGGCCUUGGCCGCCAAACAUCCAUUUUUGACAGCGCUGCAUUCGUGCUUUCAAACAAAAGACCGUUUAUUUUUUGUUAUGGAGUACGUCAACGGCGGCGAUUUGAUGUUCCAAAUACAGAGGGCCCGAAAAUUCGACGAGCCCAGAGCCAGGUUCUACGCUGCCGAGGUUACUUUAGCUUUACAAUUUUUGCAUAAGCACGGUGUCGUGUAUAGAGAUCUCAAAUUAGAUAAUAUCUUGCUGGACGCCGAGGGGCACUGUAAAUUGGCGGAUUUCGGAAUGUGUAAGGAGGGAAUUUUGGACGGGAUCACGACUACCACGUUUUGUGGGACUCCGGAUUACAUUGCGCCUGAAAUUUUGCAGGAAUUGGAAUAUGGUGCUAGUGUGGACUGGUGGGCUUUGGGCGUGUUGAUGUAUGAAAUGAUGGCUGGUCAACCCCCGUUCGAAUCUGAUAACGAAGAUGAUCUGUUUGAGUCUAUUUUACAUGAUGAUGUUCUGUAUCCAGUUUGGCUGAGUAAAGACGCUGUUAGUAUAUUGAAAGGGUUUAUGACGAAGAAUCCUAGUAGAAGGCUGGGCUGUGUGGUGGCACAUGGCGGCGAAGCUGCCAUUAGGGUGCAUCCGUUCUUCAGGGAUAUGGAUUGGGCCGCAUUGGAACAAAGAAAAGUUAAGCCACCCUUUAAACCAAAAAUUAAGAGUAAGAAGGAUGCCUUGAACUUCGACGCCGAGUUCACGAAAGAAGAACCGGUCCUGACACCAGUUAGUAACGAAAUCAUCCAUUCGAUUAACCAAGAAGAAUUUAAGGGUUUCUCAUUCGUCAACAGAGACUUCAAUCCUUCACGCUUUGUCGCUGAAUAACUUUACCAAACCCAUUAAUAUCCUUCAUUAUUGGUCCUUUAGUUCAAAUUAUCCGAUCGGGUAAAUCAUAAGCUUGAAAGCUUUAAUUUUUGUAAAACUUAAGGAAAGUAAUACGCCAGUACUCAUGUUACACUGUUAUUACUGAAAAUAUUUAUUAUAUGAAGAGAAGUUUAUUUAACGAUUGCAGAUACCAGAGUUUAUUUAGAUCGUUUAUAUUUUGUAUGUAAGUCAGAUCUGAGAUCGGUCUUUGAUAUAAAUUCUAUAUUAUAAUUUCUAAGCUAAAUAUUCGUUAGAGCCCCAUUUCAUUGGAGCUACAUCGUGCACAAAUCUAUUUUAAGGUGAUGACGGUUCGAUGAUUGUGAAGUGGGGCUGUUCGGGGUUUCUGUGAUUUUAUGCUGAGACGCCAGAAUUAUUGUAUUAACUCUAGUCACUGAAUGGCCUAUGCUCUGUAAAUAUCAAAAGAGUAAACCAGCAAGUCGGUCGAGGUUGGCCACUAUAAUGUUAAUUAUAUAUUAUGAACUUUUAUUAAAUUAACGCACUUCUGCAGAGCCUUAUAUUGCGGUUUGUUCUUCCGAGGCCGAACUUGCCCUUCAUAAGGACUCAUUCAUACAAUAUUGUCUUUCUGAAUUAUUAUUUAUUUGUAUUGUGAUAUUGUGGGAAUUUGCAAUAGAUUUAGUGUAGGCCGUUGCGCCAUUUUUUCAAACAUUCGUCGGUAUCGUAAAGUCUAAAACGUAAGUAAGUUCUUGCUUGGACAGCGACCCGCACUAGACAGAAAUAACAGUUUUAUCAGUCACUUGUACGUAACACAAAUACACGUAACGAUACAUAUUAGGGAAAUGUGCAUUAUUUUAAGAAAGCUUAAGUAGGUUGUUUACAUUUUACCAAAGAUUUUAUUUAUUAUUUUUUAAUGAAAUGAGUGUGCAAACGUUAAUACUAUGUAGUUUAUGUAGGAACUUGUAAUUUAUUUCGUCGGUUGCGUGCGAACGAUUUCCGCAAUGGCUUAGGACUGGUCUUUGCAAGAUUUGAAUGUGUGCGAGCCCUAACAAUUAGUUCAACUUUGAUCAUAGCAACACAGAGUGUUUCAGUUCAUUAUCGCCAUAACUAAGCUAUCUAGAGAACAUUGAGCUACAUUUCAAGGAAAUGUACAUAUUGUUAAAAGUAAAAAAAGAAAGUAUAUAACGUUUUAGAUAUUUAUUAAUGUGGAGCUUAGAGUAGUAGGUAAAUUAAUACAAUUAACCCACGCUAAUUUUAGUGUAUGUCUAGAUAAUAUCUAUAUCACAGAUCAGUGUUAGCACCGAGCUGUUCAAGAAUAACUUGAGGUUGGCAGUGUAAAUUAGUGAUUUAGUUCUCUAGUAGAGCAUCAGAGUCCCUUUCACUCGUUCGGUUUUUUGCCGUUAAGGCGCGUGCUUGCAUACGGUGUUGUGCCAAACCAUGUUCACCCUAAAACCCGCAGCCUUUCCGCACCUCCCACCACUGUCUAAACCCCACUGUCGCAUUGUUAUUGUUUAUAUCAUAUUUGUACUAGCAAUGUGUUGUAAAUGGUGUACCUAUUUCUCUGACGGUGUACUAAAUUAUAAAUAAACAUUAUUUAAUGUA